This is a messenger RNA of Manis pentadactyla (Chinese pangolin), 427 nucleotides long. RefSeq names its product calcitonin-like. The coding region runs from base 1 to 414 and encodes 137 amino acids. Gene Ontology annotation, molecular function: hormone activity; calcitonin receptor binding. Lineage: Eukaryota; Metazoa; Chordata; Mammalia; Pholidota; Manidae. The record is from RefSeq and is a predicted model, not a curated record. Gene Ontology annotation, cellular component: extracellular region. The transcript is spliced from 3 exons.
AUGGGUUUCUGGAAGUUCUCCCCCUUCCUGGCUCUCAGCUUGGUCCUGUACCAGGUGGGCUUCCUCCAGGCAGCGCCACUCAGGGCUGCCUUGGAGAGCCGCUCUAACGCUGCUACCAGCUCUGAGGACGAAUCACGUCAUCUGCUGGCUGCACUGGUGAAGGAUUAUGUCCGGAUGAAGGCCCAGGAGCUGGGGCAGGAGACCGAGGGCUCCAGCCUGGACAGCCCCAGAGCUAAGCGGUGCAGUAAUCUGAGUACCUGUGUGCUGGGCACAUACACACAGGACUUCAACAAGUUUCACACGUUCCCACAGACUGCAAUUGGGGUCGGAGCGCCUGGCAAGAAAAGGGUCAUGGCCAUCGGCUUGGAGAGAGACCACGGCCCUCACCUUGGCAUGCCCUGGGAUGCCUACUAAGCCCCUCCCUCAC